This is a messenger RNA of Branchiostoma floridae (Florida lancelet), 2845 nucleotides long. Its product is annotated as serine/threonine-protein phosphatase with EF-hands 2-like. Gene Ontology annotation, biological process: detection of stimulus involved in sensory perception. The transcript has 18 exons. Gene Ontology annotation, cellular component: cytosol; nucleus. The record is from RefSeq and is a predicted model, not a curated record. Lineage: Eukaryota; Metazoa; Chordata; Leptocardii; Amphioxiformes; Branchiostomatidae. Gene Ontology annotation, molecular function: protein serine/threonine phosphatase activity; protein binding; iron ion binding. Bases 856 to 2793 code for a protein of 645 amino acids.
CAACUACGUCUACCUUGUAUUACUACAAGAUGGCGUCAUAGCAUGCAGCUUGUGUCGGGGCAGCAGAAGAUCCAUUUGACUCGGAGCGUCAUCUGCUGAAUGCACGCGGGACCUUCGCUCUUUUGUGGAUUACCCGCGGUCCUAAGUGCUUUUUACGCACGGCUUACUGAUGUACCGAGAGACCAUACAAUCGUAAUGAGCCUGCCAGCCCAACCGUGAACGGUACGCGCUGCGUCGCUCUCCUCGGCAAAAACGCGAUUUUCCGCGGAUAGCGCCGCGUCCUUUCCGAAAAGCGAAGAUAACUCGUUAUCGAUAAAGCGUAGACAGCUCGCCUUAUUACGGAACGGCAGAUCUGGACAUCUAAAACGAGAGAAAACCAUCUCAUCGACCGCGCGACCGGACCAUGAAAUUCCAUUUCCUCUCCGCACACUUCGGUUCAACGGAGAAAACACUGCAGUAUAUCCCCCAGUGGACGUGAGCGCUGCUGCAGUGGUGGGGCAGGCAUCGCUACAUCUCUCCCAGGAGUUUUAACCGCUCUGUCUGUGACGUACGAUCUUCAAGGUGACUUCUUUAAUCCGUGGCAGUGGUAAUGCGGAAGAACGCUCAGGCCCACGGUGGACCGUGAGGGACAGGUUCUGACAUCGCUAAUCGUCUAAUGAGGGCCAUUUGCAUGGAGCACAGUUGCGCAUGAGUCGCCACCGUAAUGAAAUAUAAAUGCGCGGGAAUAAGGCCGGAACGACUUGUGAAGAGGGAUCUUUAUCAACAGGUUGUGUCGGAUACAUGACUAUCCGCAAGCCGACAGACAUAUCCUUAUCGAAUCUCGUUUUGCCAGACACUAGGGCAUCGUGACGGAACAUGGGUUGCGGGAUCUCCAUGGAAUCCGCGAUGACCAAGUCAGAGAAAGCGAUGAAGGCGGCGAUACUCAUCCAGAGAUGGUACCGGCGCUACCUGGCCCGGCUGGAGGCACGGCGCAUGUGCACAUGGAAAAUCUUCCAAAGUAUAGAGUACCACAAUGAACAGGACCAGCUGAAGCUUCAUAAUUUCUUCAUUGAUAUGAUGGAUCAUGUAGGAGACCAUGGGCCCAUUCUACAAACCCAGAAGAAGUCUCCGUUCCCAGUCCUGUUACAGAAAGACUUAACCUCAGGAGGAGUCAAUGGAACACAUGACGAGUCGGAAGAAGACCUGGUAUCGGACUACGAGAGCAUCCCAGUUGCUCCCGACUACACAGGACUGCGGCUGGACUUCCCGCUGACUGUCACCCAGGUCACGCAGAUGGUGGAGUACUUUCAAGAAAAGAAGGCUCUACAUGCCCGAUAUGCCGUUCAACUUCUGCAUGAAGCACGCAAGCGCCUGAGACUCAUGGGCAACAUAACCAGAGCAACCACCGGAGUAUUACACGACAUAACGAUAUGUGGUGACCUACACGGCAGUCUUGAUGAUUUGUUCGUCGUCUUUUAUAAGAAUGGCCUUCCCUCUCCUGAAACGCCGUACGUCUUCAACGGUGACUUUGUGGACCGCGGGCCUCACUCCGUGGAAAUCGCACUUCUUCUACUGGCCUUCCUCUUAGUUUAUCCAAACCAGGUUUUCCUGAACAGGGGCAACCACGAGGACUAUCACAUGAAUCUCAGAUACGGGUUUAUCAAAGAGAUUAUAGUGAAAUACAAGAAAAAUGCGACUGUUAUGGUGAAAAACUUCAGAGAUGUCUUCAGCUGGCUGCCGCUCGCCACCAUCAUUGAUAAAAAGAUUUUUAUAGCUCACGGUGGAAUAUCUGAUACAACUGAUCUCGAAUGCCUCGCUUCCCUCGAAAGACAUAAGUUCAUAACAGCCUUGAUGCCGCCGACUUCUGACGAGGACCCACUAGGCAUCCUGACGGGCAGGGAGAAAAUAGAUCGAGAAUGGAGACAGAUUCUUGACUUGUUGUGGAGCGACCCGCGCGGGAAGCUGGGGUGCGGCCCCAACACGUUCCGUGGGGGCGGGUGUUACUUCGGUCCUGACGUCACCGGUAGGUUCCUCAAGGACAACGACAUGCAGCUCAUCAUCAGGUCGCACGAGUGCAAGUACGAAGGAUAUGAGUUCACACACAAUAACCAGGUCCUGACCAUAUUUUCUGCGUCCAACUACUACGAAGAGGGGAGUAACAGAGGCGCGUAUGUUAAGAUCGGCGCGGACCUUCAGCCCCGUCUGGUACAGUACAUGUGCACAUCGUUCCACAUGGAGAAGGAGAUGGCGUUGUCGCAAAGAAUAAGCAUCAUUGAGAAGGCAGCUAUCGUGUACCUGAAGGAAGAAUGCUAUGCAAACAAAACUGCACUCAUGGAGGCCUUCCGCCAAAUGGACCCGUCAGAUGAAGGCGUGAUAACGUUACGUCAUUGGAUCCAGACGAUGACGUCGGUUCUAAACUUGGACCUCCCAUGGAGGGCUCUGAAGAACCAGCUUGUGACGACACCUGAUCGAGACCUGGUUUCCUACAAGAGUCUUUUUGAAACGUUCGCUGUGUCACACCGGUUUAAGGAGACAAAUUUUACUGAGGCUAUGUACAGAUGUCGGUACGAGCUGGAGACGAUAUUCAGGGCCAUGGACAAGGACAACUCAGGGUUUAUUUCCAUGGACGAAUUUAAGGAGUCCUGCCACAUACUGUCCAAACACAUCAACACCCCACUCCCUGAUGACGUCAUCAAGGACAUGGCGCACAGCAUGGACUUCAACCAUGACGGCUGCAUCGACUUUAACGAGUUUCUAGAGGCCUUCCGAUUGGUCGAUGGAGACCUCAAACGGCCAGGUCCGGAGGAGACGUGACGUAGGGUGGUGAUACAAACUAUCGUGGACGAUAGCCUCUACCGGGCUCCAC